Messenger RNA from Rasamsonia emersonii CBS 393.64, 864 nucleotides. RefSeq names its product Hyaluronidase. The record is from RefSeq and is a predicted model, not a curated record. NCBI's taxonomy places the organism in Eukaryota, Fungi, Ascomycota, Eurotiomycetes, Eurotiales, Trichocomaceae. Gene Ontology annotation, biological process: glucan catabolic process. Gene Ontology annotation, molecular function: hydrolase activity, hydrolyzing O-glycosyl compounds. The transcript is spliced from 4 exons. Bases 1 to 864 code for a protein of 287 amino acids.
AUGCCAGUAAUUUCUUCGACGGAUUUACGUUCUUCACAUGAUCCCACAAAGGGAUUCGUUCAAUAUGUCUCUGCCGACGACGCGACAGCCGCCGGUCUUGCUCGAAAAGUCAACAAUCAAAUAUAUCUCGGCGUGGACGAUACCACCGUCCUGAGCGCGUCUGGCGCCGGUCGUAAGAGCGUUCGACUCGAAAGCUCCCAGACCUUCAACAAUGGUCUUCUCAUUGCAGAUCUGGCGCAUAUCCCGAACAACACCUGCGGCACAUGGCCUGCCUACUGGACGAUCAACAACCAGGGCAACCCGUACGGGGAAAUAGACAUUAUCGAAGGCAUCAACGACCAGGACUAUAACGACAUCAGCUUGCAUACCAGUGCCCAGUGUACUCUAACCGGCGGUAACCAGACCGGUACGGGGCUCCGCACGGAUUGCAAUCUCGACAGCAGCCCCGGGGGAUGCGGCGUGAGUGGUGACUCCGCUUCGUACGGCAGCGGAUUCAACGCCAAUGGAGGGGGCUUGUACGUACUUUAUCUUGAGGACGCUCUCAAGGUGUGGUUGUUCCCACGGGACUCAAUCCCAGCCGAUAUCACGUCUGGAAGCCCCAAUCCGUCGUCGUGGGGUGAGCCCUUGAUGGAUUUCGAAUCCCAGUCUGGGUGCAGCAUUUCUCAGAAUUUUAUUGACCAGACGAUUAUUUUCAAUAUCGACUUCUGUGGCUCGAAUGCUGGUGGACAAGGCUGGACCGACUGGUCCCACUGCCCCCAGACCACAGGAGUCAGCACCUGCGAGGCUUAUGUUGCCGCAAACCCCAGUGCCUUUACUGAGUCGUACUUUCUGAUCAACUCGGUCAAGCUAUACCAGACGAGCUAG